AUGGAGAAAUUGGUGUCCGCGACCUCGAGCCUUCACGCUGCGCUGGCGGCGCUGGCGGAGAUGGAGGUUGCGGAGCGGAAGAUGAAGCGGAGGAACAAGGAAUUGGACGCGAAUUCCAAUCUGUUCAACCAGAAACUUGAGAUCCAGCGCAAGGACGUCAAGUGUCUCAAGGAAACAUCUCUGUGGCGCAAAUCGCGUGAUAAAUGCGUGAGCAUAAUGGCGACGAUUGUGAUCAUCGUGUACAUCCGAAUUUGCUCUGUUUUCAAGCCGUACAUCACGAUUCUCCCCGCGAUCUCGUUGCUCAGCGUCGCGUGUUUCCAGCAGCAGAGAGAUCUCGACUUGAUUCAGAAGAUUAAGCAGCAAAUGGUUGAACAUCCUGGCCAUGUCCACACAGAGUUUAAACCUAAUAAAAUCCGAUUCCGAAAAUCGGGGAUGUUCUUCAACGAUUGGGACUCAUUCGAUACUGAGAGAGAAAAAAUCACCAAAAACAACAGAGUUUUCCACUCGGCCGGAGCGUCGACGUUGGGAGGGGCGGGGUUUGCGUUGCACUACGCCAAUGUGAUCCUACUGGUGAAGAAGUAUUUAGAUUCGUCGUCUUCGAUUGGGCGGGACGAGCGGGAGGCGCUGUACCAGAUGCUGCCGGAGAAUCUGAAGGCGUCGGUGAGGGCGAAGCUGAGCAAGCUGAUGAGAUGCGGCGAGGAUGAUGCGUUCCUGGCGGAAGGGUGGAGGGCGGCGACGGUGGAGAUCAUGGGGUGGCUGGCGCCGUUGGCGGAGGAUACAGUGAAGUGGCAGAUGGAGAGGCAUGUGGAUAAGCUCAAGUUCGAUACGAGGCCUUGUGUGCUUCUGCUGCAGACGCUGCAUUUCUGUGAUAAGGAGAAGACUGAAGCGGCCAUUGCUGAAGUGCUGGUGGAGCUGAGCUGCGUCUAUAGGUUUGAGAAUCGCGGUGUUUAUGGGGAAUGA
Molecule: messenger RNA, 960 nt
Organism: Salvia splendens (bonfire salvia)
Lineage: Eukaryota; Viridiplantae; Streptophyta; Magnoliopsida; Lamiales; Lamiaceae
Exons: 1
Coding region: 1-960 (319 amino acids)
Biological process (GO): positive regulation of growth
Source: RefSeq, a predicted model, not a curated record